Messenger RNA from Vigna angularis (adzuki bean), 4128 nucleotides. Its product is annotated as disease resistance protein RPV1. Gene Ontology annotation, biological process: signal transduction; defense response. NCBI's taxonomy places the organism in Eukaryota, Viridiplantae, Streptophyta, Magnoliopsida, Fabales, Fabaceae. The transcript has 4 exons. Gene Ontology annotation, molecular function: ADP binding. The coding region runs from base 137 to 3964 and encodes 1275 amino acids. The record is from RefSeq and is a predicted model, not a curated record.
UCGUGGUAGACCAUAACAAGUGUUGACUACGUGGUAGACCAUAACAAACAACACCAACAGAUACUUUCAGAAAGGAGAGUUCUUCAUAGAUCUUCAUCAUUCCCUCUAGAUCUUCAUCAUCUUUCUAAUUGAUUCAAUGUCGGGAGGAAGUUCUUCAUCAUUCCCAGUGUCUACUUCUCCCACUAAGUAUGAUGUGUUUCUCAGCUUCAGAGGGGAAGACACGCGUUACAACUUCAUCAGUCACCUUUACGACGCGCUGCACAGGAACCGCAUCCAAGCAUAUAGAGAUGACAGACUACAAAGGGGCGAAGAAAUUUCGCCUGCACUCCAAACUGCAAUAGAAGAAUCAAAGAUCUAUGUCCUCGUUUUCUCCGAAAACUAUGCAUCUUCCACGUGGUGCUUGAAUGAACUGACUAAGAUACUGAACUGCAAGAAGAUAUAUGAAAGGGACGUGAUACCGGUUUUCUACAAAGUGGAUCCAUCAACUGUCAGGAAGCAAGAAGAAAGAUACAAAGCAGCAUUCGAUGAGCAUGAACAGCGGUUUAAGGACAACAUGGACAAAGUGCAAGGAUGGAAGGAUGCUCUAACAGAAGCUGCUGGAUUCUCCGGUUGGGAUUCAAACGUUAUCAGGUCAGAAAACACACUUGUUGAAGAAAUUGUGAAAGAUAUUUUGAAAAAAUUGGAUCUUUAUUCCAAUAGUUAUGAUCCUGGAAUUAUCGGCAUUGAAAAACAUAUUGAAAGAAUUCGGUUCAUGAUGCAUUUUGAGUCAACAGAUAUUCGGAUCAUAGGAAUUUGUGGCAUGGGAGGAAUAGGAAAAACUACAAUUUCUGAACAAAUAUAUCACACAUUUGCAAUGCAAUUUGUAUCCAGAAGCCUUGUUUUAGACACUCAGAAAAAAAUAGAAAGAGAUGGAAUAGACACUGUCAGAGAAAAAUAUAUGUCUGAGCUUCUAAAUCCUAGUUUAUUAUACUACAAUGAAAGACUCAAACGAAUGAGGAUUCUCAUCAUUCUUGAUGAUGUCACCGAUUCAGUUCAAGUUAAACAAUUGUUAGGAAGGCGUGAUAGUUUUGGACAAGGCAGUAGAAUCAUUUUAACCAGUAGAGACAAACAAGUGUUAAAGAAUGCUGGAGCUGAUGACAUCUACGAAGUUAAGGAGUUGAAUGAACUUGAUUCUCUAAAACUUUUUAGUUUACAUGCUUUUAAACAAAACUCUUCGCAAGAAACAAAGUACAUGGACUUGGUAGAAGAGGUGUUGGGAUAUGCAAAAGGAAUUCCAUUAGCUCUCCAAAUUUUGGGCUCAUUACUUUAUGGCAGAACAAGAGAAGCAUGGAAAAGUCAGUUACAAAAGUUAAAAAAAUGCCAAGAUCUUAAAAUUUUUAGUGUAUUAAAAUUAAGUUAUGAUGGGCUUGAUGACGAGGAGAAGAAUAUUUUUCUUGACAUCGUUUGCUUUUAUAGGGGACACGAGGAGAUUGUGGUAGUAGAAAGAUUAGACGACUGUGGUUUUUCUUCUAAGAUUGGAAUGGAGAUUCUGAAAGACAAAUGUCUAAUAUCUAUCUUUAAUGGUAGAAUUGUAAUGCACGAUCUAAUACAAGAAAUGGGUCAAGAAAUUGUUCGUCAAGAGUGUCCUCAUUAUCCUGGAAAACGCAGUCGAUUGUUCAAGGAUGAGGAAAUUCAUGAGGUUUUAAAAAAGAAAAAGGGGUCAGAUGCAAUUCAGUGUAUCUUACUAGAUUUGAAGAAUAUAAAAGAAGUUAUAGUACAUGGACAAGCUUUCCAAAAGAUGGAUAAUCUUAGGAUGCUUAUGGUCGAUAAUUUUGGUUAUGGGCGUGUAUUCGAAUCCAAAGUGUCUCUUGCAUCAUCUCUUGUAAUUUUACCAGACACUUUAAAGAUUCUUUAUUGGAACGGUUUCCCUCAAAGAUCUUUAUCACCGAACUUUUGCCCACAAAAUCUAGUGAGACUCGAAAUGCCAAACUGCCGUCUUAAACAACUUUGGGAAGAAGAUCAGAGUUUACCCAAGUUGAAAAGGCUCAACUUGAGUUAUUCUAAGAAACUUACUAGAAUACAAGACCUUUCCAUGUCACCAAAUAUUGAAGAAAUAAUUCUGAAUGGUUGUCCAAAGUUGAUUAAAGUUCACUCUUCCAUAUUCCUUAACAAGCUCACUUGUUUACGUUUAGAAUUUUGUAGAGAAUUGAGGAGUGUAAAUAUUCCCAGCAAUAUUCUAUCCAGAUCAUCAGGAUACAUUCUUCUUUCCUCGUGUCGCAAUCUUGAAAUGUUUUCAAUCAGUCAAACCCAAAUAUGUUAUUCUCCUCCAUCGUCAUCAUUAAUCGCUCCAAUAUUCCCUCAUGACAAACUGGAGCGUCAAUUGCAAACUGGACUUUCCUUAGAGGCGCACUUUGCUAGAAAUGAAAAUCUCUUGAUAUCCUAUGACAGUGAAAUUUUCUCCAUUAGUUUUGACGGAUAUUGGGAAGCAGAUGAAGAAAAACAAGUAACGGAUAUUGGAGGUUUCAUAGAUCUCUCGAAAUGUUCUUCCCUUACGAUAUUUCCAUUUGAAUUUUCUGAGAUGAAAUUCCUAAAGAAACUUUGUCUCAGUGGUUGCACAAAAUUUGAAAAUUUCCCCGAGACUCAGGACACGAUGGAAAAUUUAGCGGUAGGGCUUCAAGAACUGAGUUUGCGCAGUUGCUGGAAUCUUGAGAGUAUUCCAUCUUCCAUUGGAAGGCUCACCAGACUAUGCAAGUUAGACCUUGCCUACUGUGAAUCACUUCAAACUUUUCCAAGCACCAUUUUCAAAUUGAAGUUGAGGAAACUUGAUUUGUGUGGUUGCUUAAGGUUAAGGACCUUCCCAGAGAUCCCGGAGCCGGCACAAACUUUUUCUCACAUAAACUUAACAGAAACGGCUAUCAAAGAUCUGCCUUCCUCAUUUGACAAUUUGGUUAAUCUUCGAUCCCUGCAGCUCAACAAAUGCACGGAUCUCGAAUCACUCCCAAAUUCUAUUGUUAAUCUAAAGCAUCUCUGUAAACUUGAUUGUUCGGGAUGUGCCAAAUUAACAGAAAUCCCAACACACAUUGGUAGCCUGUCGUCAUUGAUGGAACUGUCACUGAGUGAGAGCGGAAUCGUGAACCUUCCUGAAAGCAUUGCUCAUCUUUCAAGCUUGAAAUUACUUGAUUUGAGUGACUCCAAAAAUCUUGAAUGCAUCCCACAGAUGCCCCCUUUUCUAAAACAACUGGUGGCAUUGGAUUGCCCAUCCAUUAGACAAGUGCUGUCAAAUCGAAACCGCUCAGAGUCGAAGGAGGGUGUCUUCAAAUUUCAUUUCACCAAUGCCCAACAACUGGAUUCAGGUGCUCGUGCUAACAUUGAGGAGGAUGCAAGGCUCAGGAUGACCCACGAUACAUAUAGGUCUGUGUUCUUCUGUUUUCCAGGGACUGCAGUUCCUCAUUGGUUCCCUUUUCGCAGCGAAGGAAGUUCAGUGAGUGUAAAUGAAGAUUUAAGUUUCUGCAGCGAUGACAGGCUCAUUGGUUUCGCUUUGUGUGUGGUUUUUGGAUUGUUAGAUAGCAAUGAUAGUAAUGGUAGACGUGGUUCUUUUAGUUACCGCCUAAAAUUGGAAUCUGAUGAUGAUGAUGAUAUACAUAUUAUUUCAGAUGAUGAUGUGCUAAUGAACUAUUUCAAUUGGAAUGGUAAAGAGAGAGUUGUCAAUCAAGAUCACACAUUCAUGUGGAAAUUUAACUUGGAGUCCCCAAGGAGGAGCGGCAUGAGCCUUAGGCUCUGUGAUACUCGAAGCUUCACUUUUGAUAUUAGUCGUCACUGGAAUCCUCAAGAUUACAGAGAAAUUAUGAGAGAGUUCCGAUCAGUUGUGACAAUAAAAGAAUGCGGCUUAUGCCCUCUUUAUAGAAGCGGAAGCAAUGUUGGAGAGUCUUCAAGGGAAACAAAGGAAGAUAGGAAGAGGAAAACAGAAAGCUACUUAGUGGGCUAGUCUCUUGCUCUUCUACUAAUUGGUCUUCCAUUGGUGAGUGUGGCUUAUCACCAAUACUCGAUAAUUACUUUAUAAGAGGUAUUUGUGCGUGAAUAAUCUAUUAUAUUUAAUAUAAUCAUUCUUGUUUAUAACUACUAGAUAUAUUACUAAAAAGAAUUAUUUUA